AUGACAUUGAAGAUCAGUCCAAAAACCAGAGAGGAAAACGAAGUAAAACCAUGGGAAUACAGUGUGUGGAGGGAAGUCUUCAUGCAUCGUUCAUCCCAUAAUAAGCACAUCAGAGAUCAUACCGGACACAAGUCCUCUCAAACCCACAUUGGAGAGAAACUUUAUCAAUGUAAACAGUGUGUUAAAGCCUACAUGUAUUACAGUGCCUUACAAAAACACCAAAGAAUUCACACAGGCGAGAAACCCUAUGAAUGUAAGCAAUGUGGUAAAGCUUUCAGUUCUCAUCUAGGUUUUCAAAUACAUGAAAGGAGUCACACUGGAGAGAAACCCUAUGAAUGUAAAAAAUAUAGUAAAGCAUUCAGUUGUCUCAGUUACCUUCGAAGUCAUGAGAAAAUUCACACUGUAGAGAAACCCUAUGAAUGUAAGAAAUGUGGAAAAGUCUUCAAGAUAUUAUCAUAAUUACCAACACAUGAAAGAAAAUUUACUGGAGAGAAGCCCUAUGAAUGUAAGGAAUGUGGAAAAGCCUUCAGAUGUUAUCAAAGCUCUCAAAAACAUGAAAGAAUUCAUACUGGGGAGAAACCCUUUGGAUGUGUGGAAUAUGGGCAGUCCUAUAGAUACUACAGCAUAUUACGAAGACACAGAAGGACUCACACUGGAGAGAAACCCUAUAAAUGUAAACAAUGUGGUCAAACCUACAGAGGUCAUAGUGCCUUACACGCACAUGAAAGCUCUCACACAGGUGAGAAACCCUAUGAAUGUAAGCAAUGUGGAAAAGAUUUUAUUUCUCACAGUUACCUUCGACAUCAUGAAAAAAUUCACGAUGGACAGAAACACCAUGAAUGUAAGGAGUGUGGGCUAGCCUACAGACAUUAUACUACUUUGCAAAGACAUGAAAGAACUCAUACUGGAGAGAAGCCUUAUGAAUGUAAGAAAUGUGGACUAGCCUACAGAUAUUUCAGCACCUUAAAAAAUCAUGAAAGAAUUCAUACUGGAGAGAAACCUUAUGAAUGUAAAGAAUGUGGGAGGGCCUUCAGAUGUGAUCUUCAAAAUCAUGAGAGAAAUCACACCGGAGAGAAACCCUUUGAAUGCAAACAAUGUGAUAAAGCCUACAGAGAUCACAGUUCUUAACAAACCCACAAAAGGACUCAGACUGGAGAGAAACCCUG
Pteronotus mesoamericanus is the source of this 1166-nucleotide messenger RNA. RefSeq names its product zinc finger protein 709-like. Gene Ontology annotation, biological process: regulation of gene expression. Gene Ontology annotation, cellular component: nucleus. NCBI's taxonomy places the organism in Eukaryota, Metazoa, Chordata, Mammalia, Chiroptera, Mormoopidae. The transcript is spliced from 5 exons. The record is from RefSeq and is a predicted model, not a curated record.